CUGCGGCGCCUGGAGGAGGCGGAGGCCGCACUGCGGGCAGCUUCGAGCCACCCACAAGAAAAGCAGAAGCCGUCCACGUGCGCUGAAGCCGGGGGUUCAGGACCAGAGAGCCGCUUCGCUCGGGCAGGACAGGAGAUUCCCCCUGGGGCAGGCGGGACACAGUCAUCUGGAAAACAAAGCAGGAGGGAAGAUCCCACCGGACUCCACUGGCGGACAGAGAAAUGCAAACUGUGUCCCAGAGAGGAGGAUCCUCCAGAAGAAGUAAAACCAGAGGUUGUCGGGGGCCCGGCGGGGAGCCAGGCGACGUACAGGGUUCACCUCCCCAAGGCAGGCACGUUCCGUUGCUCUGAAACCGACCUGGGGUUCGAGGUGCGGGCCCCCGUGACUGUCCAGUACGGAUACGACUCCUGGGAUCGGCACCUGGCUGCACGGAGCACUCCGAAAUGGAUGGUGGCUGGCCCCUUGUUCAGCAUCCGGGCGGAGCCGGCCCGGGCCAGGGCAGCCCUGCACCUCCCGCACUUCCUGUGCCUCAGAGGGGCUGACAGCUCCCGGAUGCAGAUCGCCCAUUUCAUCGAGGCGGGGAUGACCCUGGAGAAACCAACGCGGGUGAAACCGUUCCACGUUGUGCUGCAGAACCCCAGCUUCUGCCUGUAUGGAGUGGUGUGGGAGAAUCGCCCCCAGCCCCCUGUGCCGGUCCACGCUAUUGUGCUGCUCUACUGGGCCUUCCGGAUGGAAAAGACGACUCUUCACCUCUACCUCAUCCCUAACGACCACUCCCGGCUCAAGGCUGUUGAAGACUAUGAGAAGAAGUGCCCAUCCAGGCUGGUGUCAACACUGCUUCAGACCCAUAAGCCCCUGCCCUUUAAUUCAUGUUACGUGGUGUCCAGUCCAUCAAACAUAGAGGUGACACCCAAGGAGCUGGAGUUUUGCAACAUGGAAGCAGAGUGUCUGCAGUCGUAUCUGGAAAUCUACACCAAGGACAUCCAGGCGGGACUGGAGUUCAGCGUGGUGGAGAAGGUCAACAGGGAACCCAUCUGGGAGGCCCAUGUGAGACCAGAGGAUGCCACGCUUUCCGUCUCAUCUGCCCAAACUCAAACAGAUGAGCACUUUGUCCACCAGCACUGAGAACAGCUGAUCCAGCGGGUCGUGGCAGUGGGGGGCAUCCCCGAUUCAUGGUACGGCCCCGUCCUACACCUGGAGCAAACCCAGAGCAUCGGAGCGGAGAGAUCCGGCGUGCAGAGGAAGUGGCAGCUGCAUAAACGGGACCGUGACUGCAAAGACUGGUUCUCCCAGGCAUGGAAGGAGCAGCCCGGACCUCUAGUGGAACAGCUAGAGGAGAGACAGAUUGUUCCGUGGGAGCAGCCGCAUUCUUGGGGGGCACAAGAUGUGGCUGAAGAUCUCCUCCCAAUUCCAGCUGACCAGCCUGGAAUCCAUCACCUGACUGACACUGUUAUGGGUUAAGGUGUUCUGCUUCGUAACACCCCCAGCUGAUUGUGCGAAGGCGACUGUCUCGUGAGGAGAACAGCCGGUGCCUGGGAGCUGGGGUUCCUGGCUGCCGUGCCCGGCUCUGGAAGGGGAGUGGGAUUAAUGUUUGGGGCGGGGGUUGCCCGGGUUGUGUCCUGAGCCAAAGCAGGGAGGGUGAAUUCCAGAGUCAAGGUUCCUGCAUGGAUCAUGCUCUGCCGGCUGCUCUCUUA
Pelodiscus sinensis (Chinese soft-shelled turtle) is the source of this 1694-nucleotide messenger RNA. The record is from RefSeq and is a predicted model, not a curated record. Lineage: Eukaryota; Metazoa; Chordata; Testudines; Trionychidae.